AUGUUAGAAGAGUUUCCAGAAGCUGUGGAGGAAAUGGAGAAGGAAGGCCUGAAAUACACUUUGACGGCCUUCAGCAAGACUGAUAGAUCUUCUAUGAGAGGUCGAGGUUGGGAAGAUGCUUUUGGAACAUCAGACCACGAAGAAGCCGAGAGAAGGGCUAAGGCUGUAGGGAUGGACAUGGAAUGGCUACCGGAUGGUGGAGUGAAGACGAUCUUAGGGCCGCGAUCUCUGACCAAGGUGUUCGAUGGAAGAAAAGGGCGGAGAAUGUGGUUCAACAUGGUGGUUGGUAUGCAUGGGAAGGAGCUCAGCUCGGCCACGAUGGCCGAUGGAACUGAGAUACCAGAGGAAGUGGUGAAGAGAUGUGGAGAGAUAAUUGAAGAAGAGAGUAUCCAGUUUAAGUGGGAAAAGGGUGAUGUACUCUUCCUUGAUAACUUGGCUUUGCUCCAUGCUAGGAGGCCCUCUCUUCCUCCUAGAAAAGUCUUGGUUGCCAUAUGCAACUAG
Ilex paraguariensis (yerba mate) is the source of this 501-nucleotide messenger RNA. Lineage: Eukaryota; Viridiplantae; Streptophyta; Magnoliopsida; Aquifoliales; Aquifoliaceae. The record is from the annotation of a GenBank genome assembly.